Messenger RNA from Phragmites australis (common reed), 1909 nucleotides. RefSeq names its product bZIP transcription factor 46-like. The record is from RefSeq and is a predicted model, not a curated record. Gene Ontology annotation, biological process: positive regulation of DNA-templated transcription. Gene Ontology annotation, cellular component: nucleus. The transcript is spliced from 4 exons. Gene Ontology annotation, molecular function: DNA-binding transcription factor activity. Lineage: Eukaryota; Viridiplantae; Streptophyta; Magnoliopsida; Poales; Poaceae. The coding region runs from base 314 to 1246 and encodes 310 amino acids.
AACCUCACCGCCACAUGCUCCCUCCCCUCCCGCUCCAUUCUUUCUCUCUUUUCCUUUCGCUAAACAAGAUUUGCCCUUGCUAAUGCUGGCAAAGCGCACCCCGCCGCAACUAAUCACGCUCUCCUCCAGAGUCUAGUCAGUGGUCCUGCCGCUUCUGCCGCCGCCGCCGCCGGUUAUAAGUCACCACUCCCUUUUCCUCCGCUCUGCCCUCGCCUUGCGUGCUCCUGAACUUGAGAGCUGAAGACCUGCAGGCCAGGUGUGAAAUUCUGGUGAGGUUUUGUGGGAAUUUGGGUGGGUGGAAGAGGAGGCGGGGAUGGAGAUGCCGGGAGGGAGCGGGGGGCCAGCGCUGGCGCGGCAGGGCUCGAUCUACUCGCUGACGUUCGACGAGUUCCAGAGCGCGCUCGGCGGCGCGAGCAAGGACUUCGGCUCCAUGAACAUGGAUGAGCUGCUGCGCAACAUCUGGACGGCGGAGGAGUCCAACGCCAUGGCGGCCGCGACGACGACCGCCGCUGCGCCCGUAGACGCGCACGCACACGCGCAGCCGGGGUCUAUCCAGCGGCAGGGCUCGUUCACGCUGCCCCGCACGCUCAGCCAGAAGACGGUGGACGAGGUCUGGCGCGAGAUCGUGCGCCUCACCGGCGGGGAGGAGCAGGCCGCGGCUCCCGCCGCGCCCACGCCGCCGCCAGCGCAGACGCAGGCGCAGCGUCAGCCGACGCUGGGGGAGAUGACGCUGGAGGAGUUCCUGGUGCGCGCCGGCGUGGUGCGGGAGGACAUGGGGCAGCCCCUCGUGCUGCCGCCGCACGUGCAGGAGCUGUUCUCGCAGGCCAAUGUGGUCGCGCCGCCCAUGCAGCUGGGGAACGGCAUGGUGCCCGGAGUCGUCGGGCAGGGAGUUACCGGAGGGAUGACGGUGGCGGCGCCGACGACGCCGGUCGUGCUGAAUGGGUUCGGGAAGGUGGAGGGCGGGGAUCUGUCCUCGCUGUCGCCGGUGCCGUAUCCCUUCGACACUGCGCUGAGGGUGAGGAAAGGCCCUACCGUCGAGAAGGUGGUAGAGAGGAGGCAGAGGCGCAUGAUCAAGAACAGGGAGUCGGCCGCCAGGUCACGUGCGCGUAAGCAGGCUUACAUAAUGGAGUUGGAAGCUGAGGUGGCAAAUCUUAAGGAGCAGAAUGAAGAAUUGCAGAAAAAACAGGUUGAAAUGCUAAAGAAGCAAAAGGAUGAGGUGAAGACAGUAGAUCUUUGUUGCUCCUGAUUUUGAUGUGCAGCAAUUGGAAAAAGACAGUUCUCUUCAGUCUUCUCUCUUCCGCUCACAAAGUUUCUCUAUAAAUGGUUUCCGCAGGUUCUGGAGCGAAUCAACAAGGAACAUGGACCAAAGGCAAAGAGGGUUUGCCUGAGGCGGACUCUGACCGGACCAUGGUAGCCUGAAGCUCACAAAUCAUUGGCCAAAGUUAAGAUCGUUGGCUUCUUUAUAGAUGACCCGUUUAUACGUGUAUAUCAGAUGAAGUCAGAAUCUCCAGUUCCCCUGUAGGCCGUCGCUUCAGAGCUACAUUUCCCUUGUUCCGUGAUCAUUCAGUCCCUUGGGUAGACUGCCUGUGACAUUUACCGUUUAGGUUCAGUUGCGCAAUCCAUGCUCAGAUGAACAAUGAGGCAUACCAUCUAAUCUGUUUAACUCCCUCCUAUCUGUUGGCAUGAUGAUAUGUUGUUUCUGGAUGCAGCCGUGUAGCUUCUUUGCAUGUUGUUGAGAUAAUCAGAUACCAUCAGGUUAUAGCGAAGUUAGUCUGUACCCUGUAGCGAUAAGAGCUUUUAGUUUCUGACCUGCUAGUAACGAUACCCUUUCUUCUGGGCUAUGUGGCUGAUGAAUGUAGACGACAUCUAGCUGUCGGUGUUUAAUGAAUACUUCACAGUUCAAGCAGCA